Molecule: messenger RNA, 490 nt
Organism: Drosophila bipectinata
Lineage: Eukaryota; Metazoa; Arthropoda; Insecta; Diptera; Drosophilidae
Source: RefSeq, a predicted model, not a curated record
CAAAGAACAAUUUAAUCUUUCAAAGUUGGCGCGUGUUUCUCAAAUAAUGAUGGAUCCAGACUUGAAGUUGAGUUACGCCUUUCAAACCCUGAAAAAUACGCUUAUCGCUGCAAACGUGAUAUUCAUUUUUUUUGGUAUAUAUUUCAUCUUGAGCCGAUCUUGGGGUUCUCACUUUGUAUCGACGGGAAUGCUCAUACUCGUCAUAGCGUCAUUGGGAAUUUAUGGAUUAGUCAAGCAAUUUGUUUUCUUUAUAAAUUUGUACGCAGGCAUGCAGUCUAUUUAUUUAGUCGUGGAGUUUCUCCGCUUUCUGGAAACCGGCGGAAACACUUUUUCCUUCAAGAGGUAUUUUAAUACUGUGAACCCCUUUUUGGUUGUAGCCGUUUUCCAGGUUAUAGCUGUGAUAUUUGCCAUUAUCCUGGCCAAGGAAAUGGAACGUCUGAAGUCAUCUCGUGCCCAAGCUAUUGAUGGCGCCAAAAAGAUACAGGUAUAG